Messenger RNA from Gaeumannomyces tritici R3-111a-1, 778 nucleotides. RefSeq names its product acyl carrier protein. Gene Ontology annotation, molecular function: acyl carrier activity; acyl binding. The transcript is spliced from 5 exons. The coding region runs from base 147 to 575 and encodes 142 amino acids. The record is from RefSeq and is a predicted model, not a curated record. Gene Ontology annotation, biological process: fatty acid biosynthetic process. Gene Ontology annotation, cellular component: mitochondrion. Lineage: Eukaryota; Fungi; Ascomycota; Sordariomycetes; Magnaporthales; Magnaporthaceae.
UCCAAGACCUGGCAAUUGGGAAUGCGGGUCAACCGUCAUGAAAUUUGCUCGACGCGAUAUCCAACCAAGUGUUGAACCCACUCGACGUCGACGGCCGCCUUGCCUUUUUUUCUGGUUCCCAAACAACAACUUCAACCACAGCCACCAUGUUCCGCGCAAACGUCCUGCGAUCGGCCGUGGCCUCGGUCGCCCGUGUUGCCGCCGCCCGCCCGACCCCCGUCGCCAGAUUAGCCGUCCGCGGCGCCUCCGCCCCCGCCACCUGGAUGCCCAAGACCGCCGCCGCUCCCUGGUCCGCCGUCCGCUGCUACGCCGCCGCCGCCGGCCUGGACAAGGACGCCGUCGAGGAGAGGAUCGUGGCCCUGCUCAAGAAUUUUGACAAGGUCAACGACCCUGAGACUAUCAAGCCCACCUCUCACUUCGCCAACGAUCUGGGCCUGGACAGCCUGGACACUGUUGAGGUUGUCAUGGCCAUUGAGGAGGAGUUUAGCAUUGAGAUCCCUGACAAGGACGCCGACAACAUCCACAGUGUUGACAAGGCUGUGGAGUACAUCCUGAGCCAGCCUGAUGCGCACUAAAUUAUCAUGAUGUUGACGUGCACGCCUCCUUACGACACUUAACUCUCUGUACCAUAGACGCAAAAUAUACAGGCAUAUUUUGGAACGGUUGUUUCUAAGCAUUUCUUAUCCCAAAAGCGGGCAGCCCAAGACUGCUGUCAUCUGGAACCAGAGCACUUCUUGUCUGCGACAGGAUGAAGCUUUGGCUCACCGACGAGGAAGGG